This is a messenger RNA of Entrophospora candida, 225 nucleotides long. NCBI's taxonomy places the organism in Eukaryota, Fungi, Glomeromycota, Glomeromycetes, Entrophosporales, Entrophosporaceae. The record is from the annotation of a GenBank genome assembly.
AUGUGCUGGAUGUAUUUGGUUAAAGGGAAUUCAAUCCUUGCAAAUCUUUCAGGUAUAUUGACAUCAGGUCUUGGAGAUUCUAUGGCUUCAAUGAUUGGUAGAAGGUAUGAUUGUCAUAAAUGGCCAGGCACAUCUAAAACGGUUGAAGGAUUUGUUGCAUUCAUUUUUUUUCAAUUAUCGGGUGUAUUUGUUUUAUCGAAAUUUGGGAUGGCUGUUAAGGAAUGA